CACCACCACCGUCCUUGGGAACUUGUUUCUCAUUAUAGUUUAUGGGUUUCUCAUGUACACCGCCGCUACGUUCUUGUCCAACGGUAGCGAACUCUUGCUUGAGAUCUUGGGUCCCGGCAUUGUUGGAGGGUUGUUUCUUCCUAUCCUUGGUGCUCUCCCUGAUGCCAUGCUCAUUCUCGUGUCUGGGCUUUCUGGAAGUGCAGAAGUUGCUCAAAAUCAGGUAGCUGUUGGAAUGGGACUGCUAGCUGGAUCAACAGUGCUGCUUCUUACUAUAAUAUGGAGGACUUGUGUGAUUGUAGGCAAGUGUGACAUUGAGGAUUCAAUUGCACUAGAUUCAACAAACACCAGAGGAUUCAGUCUAACUGGUUCUGGUAUUAGUACGGAUAUUUGGACAAGUUAUGCUGCAAGGAUUAUGGUUAUAUCUGUCAUUCCAUUCGUGAUUGUUCAACUACCACAAAUGCUCAAUUCAACUUCUGGAAAGCACUUGGCUGUUUUGAUUGGUUUUGUUAUUUCCGUCUGCUUAUUGAUAUCGUAUUGCCUUUACCAAAUUUUCCAACCCUGGAUACAAAAACGAAAAUUGGAAUAUAUCAAACAUAAGCAUGUUAUUUUGGGGCUUCUGAGACAUUUGAAGAUGCGUUCAUUGGGAAAGCUUCUGAAAGAUAAUGGCGAACCCGAUACAGACAUAAUUAGAAAGUUAUUUGCAACAAUUGAUGAAAAUAAAGAUGGACAUCUUACUCAUGGCGAAAUGACAGCACUGGUUGUUGGAAUUCAGUUCGAGGAGAUUGACUUGGACCAUGACGACGCAGUAACAAGAAUAAUGGUGGAUUUUGAUACUUCUCGUAAUCAACUUAUUGAUGAAGCAGAGGUUUCCUUCACCAAAUGCUUUCGUAUCCACACUAUGCACACUCUUGCCAAACAACAUGAUUACCAGACCUGCAUCAAAACAACAGUCAGCAGUCAGGUUGCAGUGAAAACAAACCAACCUCCAAGGGUGCAUACUAGCUGA
Messenger RNA from Lathyrus oleraceus (garden pea), 1006 nucleotides. Its product is annotated as sodium/calcium exchanger NCL. The coding region runs from base 53 to 1006 and encodes 317 amino acids. The transcript has a single exon. Gene Ontology annotation, molecular function: calcium ion binding; calcium:proton antiporter activity. The record is from RefSeq and is a predicted model, not a curated record. NCBI's taxonomy places the organism in Eukaryota, Viridiplantae, Streptophyta, Magnoliopsida, Fabales, Fabaceae. Gene Ontology annotation, cellular component: membrane. Gene Ontology annotation, biological process: intracellular calcium ion homeostasis; calcium ion transmembrane transport.